CUUGCUGCAUAGGUGUCUGUGAUGAAGCCAGUGAGGAUCAUUUGAGACAGAAUCUGCUUGAAUUGGUUCACCCAUUGGCAUCUUUGUAAGUUGGUCUCUAAGAUGGAGAGGUUUAUGGUUGGUGUUAAGGCUGUUAGUCUUCUGACAUGUUCCAACAUCACAAAUACAUCCAAAAUACGAUAAGCUCGGCGGCGGCGGAGGUGGCAGAAUGUCGAAGCAAUGAACGGCCGCGGCGGAGAGAAACCGUAUGUUGAGAUGACGUCGCACAAAACAAUAUAAGUUGGAAGUGUUGGAAUAUGCAAACAUUGGAUGAAAAUCACACAGAACCAUAGCAAUACGUUGAACUCUAUUCCUCUUAUAUAAGAGACGAUAUCUUCUUUUUCCAGCAUACUCUACUUUCUCUUUCUUGGCAUCAAAUUGUAAAACAUGAUUUCGUUGAGCUAACAUGGGUUCCGGUGAUAAAUCUCCCUCAUGAUCUCCUUCAGAAGUAAAAAUAACGUGACUAGAAUAAGGAAAACUAUGCUGGCAACUAUUCGGAGAUUCAACUCAGUGGCCGAACAAUCUGCACGCCUAACCAAAUUCUCUCUUCAACCCCCAAAAUAUGUAGAAGUAGAAUUUGCCAAUGGUAGUGCAUUCAAAUUAUCUGCUGAGUUUCUCAGAAUAAAUAGCCCUGCAGUUGAUGGAAAAAUCAGAUCAAUUGGAGGUGAAAAGGUGAUAUCUGGAAGACGCCAUGUGGGAAUUAUGUCUGCAGAACCAGUAGGAAACUAUGGGGUAAGGCUCAAUUUUGAUGACUUGCAUAAAACUGGUAUUUAUUCCUGGGAUUAUUUCUAUCAUCUAGGAAGCAACAAGUUUACCCUUAUGAGAAAUUACAUAAAAACACUGAAGAAAUACGGGCUUAGUCGAGAUCCGCGAGGAAGAAAAUGAUGCAGACUUCGGUUUGACUUACCCGAAUCUAGUUUCAGAUGUGUUGGCAGUUUUCAUGCUAAUAGUCAUAUGUAGCUGCAAGAGUGGUCUAAAAAACUGCUCUACCAUAACAACCCUAAUAAUUCUCGUUCGUUGUGUUUGAGCAUAUUUCAGAACUUGUAUUACCCCAUAUGAAUCAGUCUCUGUAGUAUGAAAUCAAACUGGUUGUAGUAAGAUUCAAUCUUCAAAUUUUUAGUUACACAAAAUUCUUCAGAAUCACUCUCUGUAAUCAGAUUGGUUUUGUAAUAAAACUAGUAACAAAUCCGUGCAUUCGCAUGGGUUCUGGUA
Messenger RNA from Vicia villosa (hairy vetch), 1251 nucleotides. RefSeq lists its product as uncharacterized. The record is from RefSeq and is a predicted model, not a curated record. The coding region runs from base 472 to 924 and encodes 150 amino acids. The transcript is spliced from 6 exons. Lineage: Eukaryota; Viridiplantae; Streptophyta; Magnoliopsida; Fabales; Fabaceae.